AUGUUGUAUGCAGUAGUAAGAAGAAGUAGAAGAGAAGAAGAGAUGAAGAAAGACGCGGAUGGAGAUAUAUUAAGACUGUACAGAAAGUGGAGAAAACAGAGGAAUAACGGAAAGCCAGUCAAAAAAAAGGCAGAGGAAGAAGAAAGACGAAGACGAAGACGAGAAAAGGCGAAGAUGAAGAAGGAAGAAAGAAAAGUGGAGACCUCGCCCCUUUGGGACAAGGGCUGUGCCAAGAAAGAGAGUCAGGCAGCAAAAGAGCGAAGAGAUAGGACAGAGAUAAAAGAGAGAAAAGGCUAA
Molecule: messenger RNA, 297 nt
Organism: Nannizzia gypsea CBS 118893
Lineage: Eukaryota; Fungi; Ascomycota; Eurotiomycetes; Onygenales; Arthrodermataceae
Exons: 3
Coding region: 1-297 (98 amino acids)
Source: RefSeq, a predicted model, not a curated record